Molecule: messenger RNA, 1871 nt
Organism: Motacilla alba alba
Lineage: Eukaryota; Metazoa; Chordata; Aves; Passeriformes; Motacillidae
Gene: R3HDM4
Product: R3H domain containing 4
Exons: 8
Coding region: 150-923 (257 amino acids)
Molecular function (GO): nucleic acid binding
Source: RefSeq, a predicted model, not a curated record
CGCCUCCGUGACGUCACUUCCAGCGGGCGGUGCCGGGCCCGGUGCCGCCGGUACGGGCCGGGGGUGGAGGAGGCGGAGGGAAGUCCCGGUCCCGGUCUCGGUUCUGGUUCUGGUCACCGUCCCGGUUCCGAUCCCAGUCCCGGCGCGCCAUGGUGGUGCUGCGGGGCGGCGCGGGCCCCGAGGAGCCGUUCCCGAGGAUCGAGGACUGCCUGCCCCUGCUGCAGGACUCCCCCUCCAAGCGCUUCUCGCCGUCCAAGAGGAAGCAGUAUUACAUCAACAAAGCCAUCCGCAACUCCGACCUCAUCCCGAGGGCCAAGGGCCGCAAGAGCCUCCAGAGGCUGGAGAACACUCGCUACCUGAUGACGCUCCUGGAGCAGGAUGACUGCGGCAGCGACGAGGCAGAGCUCACCCACUCGGCCACCCCCAGCAUCUUCACCGAGGCCUGCAACAAUGAGACCUAUGUGGAGAUCUGGAACGACUUCAUGAACCGGUCGGGAGAAGAGCAGGAGCGGGUCCUGCUCUACCUGGAGGAGGAGGCCAGGAAGAAGCACAGGAGGAAGCUGCCUGUCAAGAAUGAAGACAAGUGGAAAGAGCUCCCUGCCUACACCCCGCAGGAGUGCUUCCAGCGCAUCAGCCGCCGCCUGCGCGCCACCCUGAAGCGGGGCCGGAUCCCCAUGGGGACGCUGGAGGGGCUGGAGGAGGAGCUGCUGGCCUUCUUCUCUGUCACCCCCCACUCUGUCUACACAGCACUGAUGGAUAACAGCUUUGAGCGACUCCUGCUCCACGCCCUCUGCCAGUACAUGGAUCUCGUCUCUGCCAGUUCGGACAUCGAAGGGAAGCGUCAGAUGAAAGUGAGCAACAAACACCGCGUGUUCCUGCCCCCGGAGCUGCUGCUCUCAGACUACCUGGGCCAGAUGAGCUGAUGCCCCCCAGAGAAGCUGCCCUGCCCCUCCUGCGUCCGCUGCAGCCUCUCCGGGACCCUCCUUGGCCUUUCCCCUGCUCCAGCAGCCGCCGCAGGCCGGGGGGUUUGUGGCUGUGCCCCUGGGGUUUGUGGCUGUGCCCCUUGGGUUUGUGGCUGUGCCCCUGGGUGUCUUUCUGCAGGCCGGGGGGUUUGUGGCUGUGCCCCUGGGUGUGCUGGCAGCGGCGCGGGCCUGCUGGUCGUGGCUGCAGGUGCCUGUCGCCCGCCCCGCUGCCCGCGCAGCCCUCCUGGAACUCUUUGUGUGUGUGUCUAUUUAUAACCCAGGUGUUUUUAAAAGUAAUCAGGCGGGGCCAGCUUCCCCGCGGCGCUGACGCUCGUGGGGUGAUUUCGGUCCAGAUUUUUCUGCGGUGAAACAGCUCCCGGCGGCUGCUGAGCAAUCGCUGAGCCGGCGGAAGAGCCCCGGGGCUGCCGCGUUCCCGCAGCCCCGAGCCCACCGGGUGUGCAGGGGGGCUCGGGCAGGACAUGGGGUGUGGGGAGCUCCGGGUGCUUUUACCCCACACCCUGUGCCCUGCCCGCACCACGGGGCUGUUUUUAAGUGUAAUAUAGCUUGUGUUUUUUAUCACGUGUGUGUAUAUUUACAUGUGUGUGUGUGUGUGUGCGUGCUGGAGGGGUGCAGCCUCCCUCGGGGCUCUCUCUGCUUUUCCACAGCUGCCAUGGCGGCAGAUGGGGCGUUUUGGGGGGGUCCCUCUGUGUGCCCCCUUGUCGCUGGCACGUGCCAAGGGUUGCUCGCAGGGCGUGCCUUGGGGAUCUCUGCCGGUUGCCGUGUCCCACGAUGACACCGACUGCCAUUAACCGCGGGCACCCCCAGACCCAGGGGAGCCCCUCGCGCCUCCUUCGCCGGCGCGGCUCGGGCACGGGCGCGUUCAGCAACAAUAAAAACGGUGCUCCCCUG